Nanorana parkeri is the source of this 3589-nucleotide messenger RNA. It is a transcript of the gene DIAPH2, whose product is annotated as diaphanous related formin 2. Gene Ontology annotation, biological process: actin cytoskeleton organization; actin filament polymerization. Gene Ontology annotation, cellular component: cytoplasm; actin filament. The record is from RefSeq and is a predicted model, not a curated record. The transcript is spliced from 27 exons. Gene Ontology annotation, molecular function: small GTPase binding; actin binding; microtubule binding. Lineage: Eukaryota; Metazoa; Chordata; Amphibia; Anura; Dicroglossidae. The coding region runs from base 105 to 3389 and encodes 1094 amino acids.
CAAAAAAAACAAAAAAAAACCCUCUGGAUUAAACACCGUCUUGACGUUGGCUGCAGCAAACUGGCACCUGGCAGUUUUGGGGGGAUUCCACGGUGGACGAAAAAAUGGAUGCCCAGCCAGCGGCGGCUGGGGGAGAGGACUCUCCGGGGAAGAACGCCGACAGGAAUCCCAAGAGGAAGCCGUCGGAGCCGGACGAGAGCAAGAACAAGCCGAAGCUGAACAUUCAUAUAAAAACCUUGGCGGACGAUGUGAGAGACAGGUUAACCAGUUUCAGAAAAUCUGGUGUGAAAAAGGAGAAGCCAUUUAUCCAGCACCUCACCGACUCACAGUCAGCGGUAACGGAGUUCCCGAUCCCGGAGGAAAGCAAGAUGAACCUUUCUGAGAAGGAAAUUAUGGAUCUCUUCGAGAAAAUGAUGGAAGACAUGAAUUUGAAUGAAGAUCGAAAGGCACCUUUGCGUCAGAAGGACCUGUCAAGGAAGCAUGAGAUGGUGGUCCAGUACAUCUCCGCCACUGCCAAGUCGGGCGGCUUGAAGAACAACAAGCACGAGUGCACGCUGUCAUCACAAGAGUACGUCCAUGAACUUCGCUCUGGAAUUGCAGAUGACAAACUCCUCAACUGCCUGGAGUCUCUUCGGGUUUCCUUGACCAGCAACCCAGUGAGCUGGGUCAACAACUUUGGACAUGAAGGCCUUGGUGUCCUUUUGGAUAUUCUGGAGAGACUUCUGGAUAAAAAACAGCAGGAGAGUAUUGACAAGAAAAAUCAACAUAAGCUCAUCCAAUGCCUGAAAGCAUUCAUGAACAAUAAGUAUGGCCUGCAAAGAAUUCUGGGAGAAGAACGAAGUUUGCUCCUGUUGGCCAGAGCGAUUGAUCCCAAACAAGCCAACAUGAUGACUGAAAUCUUGAAGAUCUUGUCUGCCAUCUGCAUUGUUGGAGAGGACAAUAUCUUGGACAAACUUCUCGAGGCGAUCAGCACCGCGGCUGAAAUCAACAACCGAGAAAGAUUCUCUCCAAUCGUUGAAGGCCUGGAGAAUGACGAAGCCCUUCAACUACAGGUGUCUUGUAUGCAGUUCAUAAACGCCCUCCUGACCUCUCCGGAAGAUCUGGACUUCCGGAUACACCUGAGGAAUGAAUUCUUAAGAUGCGGGUUAAAGCAUAUAUUACCUCACCUAAAAGAAAAGGAGAACGAUGAGCUUGAUAUUCAGCUGAAAGUGUUUGAUGAGAAUAAAGAAGAUGACCUGCUGGAACUCUCCCAUCGCCUCAGGGACAUUCGGGCUGAGAUGGAUGAUAUUGGCGAAGUCUACCAUCUCCUGUACAAUAUGAUGAAGGACACCCCUUCGGAGUCUUACCUCCUCUCCAUCCUGCAGCACUUCCUUCUGAUCCGCAAUGACUAUUACAUCAGACCUCAGUACUACAAGGUAAUCGAUGAAUGCGUCGGCCAGAUCGUGUUGCAAUGCGGAGGAAUGGAUCCCGACUUCAAAUACAAAGGGAGAUUGGACGUAGAUUUUUCUCAUUUAGUAGAUGCGCUGGUUGACAAGGCCAAAGUGGAAGAGAGUGAACAGAAAGCCACUGAGUUCUCCAAGAAGUUUGAUGAAGAGUUCACCGCCCGACAGGAGGCACAGGCCGAACUUCAGAAACGCGAGGAGAAAAUCAAAGAACUGGAGACAGAGAUCCAGCAGCUUCGGUCUCAGGGUGCCAAACCUGGGCCUCCACCACCACCAGCAAGUGGAGGACCUCCACCCCCACCUCCUCCUCCGCCACCCUUUCUUGGUGGGAUGAUCCCUGGUCCUCCACCACCUCCACCUUUUCCAGGAUCAUGCCCGCCUCCUCCACCACCACCACCUGGCUUUGGACCUCCAGGUCCUCCUCCUCUUUUCGGAGGACCACGUCCUCCGCCACCUUUUGGAGGUGGAAGGUUUCCUGGACCUAUGGUUCCUCCACCAAUAGUUUUACCCUUUGGAAUGAAGGCAAAGAAAGUGUAUGCUCCAGAAACUGCCAUGAAGAAGAUCAACUGGUCAAAGGUUGAGCCGCAGGAACUCUCAGAAUCCUGUUUCUGGGUGAAGGUGAAGGAGGAGAAAUUUGAAAACCCCGAACUCUUCAAGAGGCUGUGCCAGACCUUUGCAACACACAUCAAGGCUAAGAAGGCAGUGGAGCAAGAGGAGGAGAAGAAGCCGAUACUAGCCAAGAAAAAAGUGAAAGAGCUGAGAGUUCUCGACAGCAAAGCAGCCCAAAACCUCUCCAUCUUUCUGGGGUCAUAUCGGAUGUCUUACGAGGAAAUAAAGAACAUAAUUUUAGAAGUAGACGAAGAGAAAUUGUCCGAGUCUCUGAUCCAGAAUCUUAUCAAGAACCUCCCCGAGCAGAAGGAGCUGACCUCGCUGUCGCAGCUGAAGAGCGACUAUGAGGACCUCUGUGAGCCGGAGCAAUUUGGAGUUGUGAUGAGCACAGUGAAAAUGCUGCGGCCUCGGCUCAAUGGCAUCCUCUUCAAGCUGACCUUUGACGAACACAUAAGCAACAUAAGGCCGGAUAUUAUCGGUGUGACGCUGGCCUGCGAGGAGCUGAAGAAGAGCGAAAACUUCAAGCGGAUGUUAGAGCUGGUGCUGCUGGUGGGCAAUUUCAUGAACUCGGGCUCAAGAAAUGCUCAGUCACUUGGCUUUAAUAUCAGCUUCCUCUGCAAGAUUCGAGACACAAAAUCUUCGGACCAGAAGACCACCUUGCUGCAUUUUCUGGCAGAAAUCUGCGAAGAAAAAUUCCCCGAGGUCUUGAAGUUUCCAGAAGAACUCGAACACGUGGAGAGCGCAAGCAGAGUUUCGGCGCAGACUCUGAAAUCCAGCCUGGACAGCAUGGACCACCAGAUAAAACGACUGGAAGGCGACAUCAAAAACUUCCCCAAGACGGAUAAUCCAAACGAUAAGUUUGUAGCGAAAAUGACGGUCUUUGCGAAGACAGCCCGUGAGCAGUGCGAGAAGCUGACCACCAUGCACAACAACAUGAACAAGCUUUACGACAACCUGGGAGAAUUCUUCUCCUUCGAUCCCAGAGCGGUGAACGUUGAGGAGUUUUUCGGGGACCUAGCCAACUUCCGGGCGCUCUUCUUGGAGGCAGUCAAAGAGAACAACAAGAGGCGAGAAAUGGAAGAGAAGAUGAAAAGGGCCAAGAUAGCAAAGGAAAAAGCUGAACGUGAGAAGAUGGAACGGAUGCAGAAAAAGAAGCAGCUCAUUGAUAUGAAUAAAGAGGGCGACGAGACAGGCGUGAUGGAUAGCUUGCUGGAAGCCCUGCAGUCAGGCGCGGCGUUCAGGGAUCGCAGGAAGCGGACUCCGAAAGCAACCGAGAAUCGCCUACCUGCUCUGGAAAGGUCGCGUUCGAGGCAUUACGGCAGACCGCUUGCUACAUGAGCCGCGGAGCGCCGACAAAGAAUUUGGCACUGCGCCCAUUACUGCCGUACAAAAGGAACAUCAGCGAUUGGGGCAAAGCACCACCGGAAAAGAAAAAAAAACUGGCAAGAGAGAAGAGACGACUUUUCGUUUCUUUGAAAACUCAAGGGACGCUGUGUCUUGCGCUCGUGUCAAAUGAAACGAGUUAAAGGAAAAAAAAA